CGUUCUCCACGAUCCAUCAAACCCUGUGCACACGAACUGUUACGACGACCACGAUCUCUUCUGUGAUUUGUGCUUUCUCAGGUUUUCGUCAGUUCAACGAUUCAGUUGUCAUCCGCCUUAGAGACGACCGCUCGCCUUGCGCCCAAUCAACCACAACCAAGGGUACUCGCACAAGUACCUACACACGGCUUACCGCCAACCCAGCCAUCUCAUGACCUGAUGACCUGUAUACGAUAAUCAAAUUCAGCACUCUUCGUCCUUUCCACCCUUCACAUACUCCCUGCCUGGGUAACGGCACACGUUCGCCGUCAUGUUGGAAGGACUCGUAUCGAAUCUGCUCAACAGGUUCUUGGGCAUGUAUGUCCAAAACUUUGAUCCGAAGCAGCUAAAUGUCGGUAUCUGGUCUGGCGAUGUCAAACUACGCGAUCUCGAGCUCCGUCGUGAAGCCCUCGACCAACUCCAUCUACCCAUCAACGUCGUCGAAGGUCACCUGGGCUCCCUUACCCUCUCGAUCCCCUGGUCCAACCUUCGAGGCAAGCCCGUACAAGUCAAGAUUGAGGACGUAUACCUGCUGGCCGCUCCAAGAGAAGACCAAGACUACAAUCCGGAAGACCAAGACAAGCGCGAUCAUGCUGUCAAGAUGGAGAAGCUCGACAGCGCGGAAUUACUCAAAGAGCGAAGCGCAGAAGGCAUGAGCCAGGAAGAACAGCAGAAGAAUCAAAGCUUCACUGCCAGUCUUGUCACUGCCAUUGUAGACAAUUUGCAAAUCUCAGUCAAGAACGUCCACAUCCGCUACGAGGACUCCAUCUCAGACCCUGGACAUCCUUUUGCUGCCGGUCUUACCCUCCAAGAGCUGAGCGCCGUCAGUACAGACGAAAACUGGAAACCAACCUUUAUCCAGAGCACGGCAGCAGGAUCCACUCAUAAACUCGCCACUCUUGGUGCCCUCGCCAUAUACUGGGACACCGAUGCCAAACUGCUGGGCUCUGGUAAGGGUUCCCAAACUGCAGAAGAGCAAGGAAUAGAUCAUAGCACAAUCAUCGACAAGUUUAGAGACAUGAUUGCCAAGAAGGACGAUACAGACUUUGGCGCACAUCAGUAUAUACUCAAACCAGUCACUGGUCGUGCUGGUCUCGAAAUUGACAAAACUGGAAAGAUUGAUCGUCCCAAAAUGAAGGCCCGUCUCCUCUUCAACGAGCUGGGCUUUGUAAUUGACGACGAUCAAUAUCGCGAUGCUCUCAUGUUGGUCGAUCUCUUCCACUAUUUCAUCCGACACCAGGAAUAUCGUAAGUUCCAGCCGAAAUCAUCUCCCAAAGAGGACCCUCGAGCCUGGCUCCGUUUCGCAACCAAAUCAGUCCAUGACAAGAUCCACGAACGCAACCGCCGCUGGACAUGGGCAUACUUCAAGGAACGCCGUGACGAUCGUAUCAAGUACAUCAGUCUCUUCAAAAAGAAGAAAAAGGAGGAGAAGCUUACUCCAGAAGAAGGAACCGAGCUUGAUCAGCUCGAGCGCAAGCUGAGUUAUGAAGACCUCCGAUUCUGGAGAUCCCUUGCUCGUAAUCAAUUGCGCAAGGAGAAUGUUGGUGUCGCGAAGGCCCCGCAGAAGCAGACGUGGUCUUCUUGGGUCUGGGGAAGCAAGAAGACGGAAGAGCAUCCCGGUGACGAGACCCAGUUGACCGAGGAACAACGCAAAGAAUUGUACGACGCCAUCGACUUCGACGAGAAGAAGCAAAUCGCCGAUGCCGUUGAUAUGCCCAAGGAAGCCAUCAAGUUGCAAGUCGACAUGAGCCUUAGAGAAGGUAGUUUCACUCUCAAACGAGACCCUCAUGGCAAGGCCAUCGAAAUGUUGCAGCUCGUUUUCCAAGGUUUCGACACCAAAUUCUUGCAACGCACAGACUCUAUGCUUGCAGAAGUCAGUCUCGAGACUAUGAAACUCUUCGAUGGCACCACCGAGGGCAAUCUCUUCCCUCAGAUGCUCAAUAUCAAGCAAUCAAUCUCGGAUGACAAGCGAAUUGAAGAAGUCAAGGAUGAUGAUGAAGAGGAUGAUGAGCCCGCAGUAGAUCCAUUCUUUGCAUUGACAUUCGAGAACAACCCUCUUGAUGGUCAUGCCGAUACAGACCUGGUUGUAAAGCUUAAAGGCAUGGAAUUUGUCUACAACCCAAAGUUUGUCGUCGAAGUUGCAAACUUCUUCAAGCCUCCGGAACGUCACAUGGAGUCAAUUGGCGCCCUCAUGGAGUCGGCAGGUGCAACAGUCGAAGGUCUUAGGCAACAGACUCGUGCUGGUCUCGAGUAUGCCCUACAAGAGCACAAGACGAUUGAUGCCAAGCUCGACUUGCAAGCUCCUCUCAUCAUCAUACCCGACUCUGUUACCAAGAAGGAGUCUCUCUGCAUGAUUCUCGACGCAGGUCACAUUAGUGUACGAAGCGAGUUGAUCGACAAGGAGACAUUGAACGAGGUGCAAUCGAAGCAAAAACAGCAGUACACCGAGGAAGACUUCAAACGCCUUGAGCAGUUGAUGUAUGACAAAUUUCUGGUCAAACUACAGUCGACUCAGCUUCUUCUUGGACCUUCGAUUGAGGAAACCAAGAAGCAACUGGACGAAAACAAUACAUCCAGACACUUGCACAUUGUGGAUCGCAUCAACAUCGACUUCACAGUUGAGACAUGCAUUGUUCCCAAGGCUUCAGGCUUGACCAAAUUCCGAGUUGGAGGCCAUCUGCCAGUCUUGCAUGCUUCUAUUUCCGAUUCGAAAUACAAGAGUCUGAUGAAGCUCAUUGACGUUGCGAUUCCCAAAUUUGGGUCAGAUGAAGAGAAGACGCAGAAACCCGUGCAACCUUCGCAGAAACAGACUCAGCGUCCCAGAAAAAAGAGCAUCAUGGAUUCGGAUGUGAUUGGAAGGCCAAGAUCCAAGUCGUUUCAAUUCUCUGCCCAAAAGCACGAGCUUGUUAUGGAAGAGGAGACUGAUAAUGAAGACGAAGAGUUCAAGGAAGCCAAACAAACCACCAAGGAACCCGCAAAGGACGUCAAUCAACGUAACUUUGAGUUCAAGUUCAAGGUUGACAAGCUUCAAGGUUCUCUUUAUCGGUCAGACCCAGAUGGCAAAAAACAAGAUCAGUUGCUUGUUGAUCUCAUCGCCGAGAACUUCGACUUGCUCUUCUACCAGCGUCAAUUUGACAUGGUAGCAGAGGUCAGUCUACGCACCCUUGCUGUAGAAGACCACGUCGAGGAAAAUCCAUCUCCCGAGUUUAGGAAUCUCAUUUCUUCCGAAGACUCAGAUGCCAACAAGCAGCAGGACCUCUUCACACUCAAGUUUGUCAAGGUCAAUCCGGAACAUCCAGAAUUCAUGUCGACAUUUGAAGGCAUAGCCACGAAUCUAGAUGUAUCAGUAUCAACGAUUAAUCUGCUCGUGACUCGAAAGACACUCCUGACCUUGCUUGACUUUGUCAUGGUCACCUUUACGAAUCCGGGAGAGCCUCAGGCCAACCAAUCACAGGCUGUAGAGUCGACUGAGACCGUGGAAGUUGCCAAUGCACAGCCUGCAGGCGACAAGAUUCGUAUCAAGGCCGAACUGAAGCGCAUUGCUAUCAUUCUCAACAAUGAUGGAAUCCGUCUAGCUACUCUGAGUUUGACAUCUGCCGAGGUGGGCAUUUUCUUGAUGGGUAAGACCAUGAGAGUAGGAGCUAGACUCGGUAACUUGUCUCUUCUCGACGAUGUCAAUCAAGGUGUUUCUGAGCAAUCUUCUCUGCGUCAACUGGUCUCCAUUCAAGGCGAUGAGCUUGCCGAUUUCCGCUACGAAACAUUUGAUGCAGAAUCUGAAGCCUAUCCUGGCUAUGACACCUCCAUCUACCUUCGAUCUGGCUCUUUGAAAGUCAACUUUGUCACUGAACCAUUCCGUAAAAUCAUGGAAUUUGGCGUCAAGUUUGGAAAGAUGCAGGCCAUAAUGAAUGCUGCCAGACAAGCUGCUGCAAAUCAGGCCAACAACAUUCAAGAGCGUGCUAGCAAGAUGCACUUUGAUAUUCGCAUCAAGACACCAAUCAUAGCCUUUCCUCGCAUGGUUAUCACCGACUCUCCUGAGCGUGAUGUUCUUACUGCGUACUUGGGAGAGCUGUAUGCCAGCAAUGAAUUCCUUCCUUUGGACGAUGCCAAGGAUUCUGAGACUGCCAACAAGUUGACGGCUGGUGUACACAACACUAGAUUGACUUCGACAUUCAACUACACUGACGACAAGGUUGAAGAGCUUGAUCUCAUUGACAAGGUUGACCUUGAUUUCAGAAUCACCAGCGCAGAGCACAAGCCCGGCUAUAAGCGUCCUGAUACAGAGAUUGAAGGUUCCAUGUCUAAUGUCAACCUGCGAAUCACAGAGGCUCAACUCAAAUUCAUACUCGAACUCUCUCGAUCAAUCCCCGAGGCAUUCGCUACGGAUUCCGAUGAUGAUGUUGAAGAGACUGUCAAGGAAGAGCUGCCAGCAUCCACUGUCCAAGAUGCCAAGUCAAUCACUGAUGGCUCUGAAGAUCAAAAAGAAGAGCAACCUCAAUCCCCUACUCACCUCGGUCCCGAAAUCGGGUCAGACGAUGACACUUGGACCAAGCUUGAUCUUGUAUUCAAGGUUGGUACAAUUGGCCUCGAACUCAUCUCAAGCAAGCCUGGAAAGCCCGUCGAGGACCUUGCAGCUUGCAGUCUAUCCAAAUUCUCACUCAACGAGACUCACAUCAAGCUGCGCAUGGUCAGCGACGGAUCACUAGAGUCUGAGCUUCUAGUCCAAUCCUUUACCAUUACCGACACUCGCACACAUGAGAAGAACAAGUUUAGGAAGAUCAUGUCACUCAUCAAUACCGAUGUCAAGCAGCAAUUCAUGGCAAGCGUCUCCAUUUCUGGAGGCAAGGAGCGUAAUUUGAUUGCUCUUCUAACCAUUGAUAGUCCAAGAAUCAUCUUGGCUCUUGAUUACUUGUUUGCGAUCCAACGAUUCGUCAAUCUGAGUCUGGCUACAGACGAGCCUCUCAUCAUCUCUGACGAAGAGGAAGAAUCAUCAGCUGGAGAUGAUGAAGUCAGCAUCUCUACAGGUACCGAUAUUGCAGGCACACAACAGCCCGAUGCAAAGCCUACCGAGGAGCAAAGCCCAAUGAGCAUCUCGUUCCGCGUUAACAUCGUCGAUGCACAAAUCAUCCUCAUUGCAAACCCUGCCAUCACUAAUUCAGAAGCCAUUGUACUUGGAAGCAAGCAAAUUCUCGUUUCUCAACAACACGUCACAGCACUCCAGGUUGACAAGCUUGGCAUGUUCCUUUGCCGCAUGGACAAGUUUGAUUCUACUCAGCUUCGAAUUCUCGAUGAUUUCAGUAUCCAAACUUCGGUAGACAUGCGCUCCGAAAACAAGCAGGCUCAACUGAUGAGUAUCAUGGUUGAAAUUGAGCCAUUGGUGCUUCGUUUGUCCCUGCGUGAUAUCCUUUUGGCCAUGCAAAUCGUCAACAAGGCUUCUGCCAUGUCUGCCAAUGAUGACGAGAAGCAACUAGCAAAGGAAGGUCCUUCCAAGAUUGAUCAACUAAAGGCUCCUUCUGUCAGACCAAAGUCUGGUCGGGCAGCAUCAUCGGCACAGAAGCCUCGAGCCAACACUAUUGCCACCAAGAAGUCGCAUGCCACUACUGCACCCAAGACACAUGCCGAACCCCAAGGCUCUGCUAUGUUGAAACGCGAAGAGAUGAAGAUCAACCUUCAAGGUAUUCGCGUGGUUCUUAUUGGCGACCUCCACGAAUUGCCAAUGCUUGAUUGGAGUGUCAAGAACUUUGCCGUAGAGGUUCGCGAUUGGAGCGGUGCCAUGACGGCAGACACUAGCAUCGAGACAUUCUUCAAUGUCUACAACUUCUCUAAAUCUGCUUGGGAGCCGCUUGUUGAGCCGUGGUCACUCGGUUUCCACAUGGCAAAGAGCAUGAACCCAGAUAAGCUCUCGGUCGAGCUCUACUCGCGUAAAUCCUUGGAACUCACAAUGACUUCUUCGACAAUUGCUUUGGCAUCCAAGUCGGCUCAAUUCUUGUCCAACGAUGAGGAUAUUCUCUCGAAACCUCGUGGAACAGACGCACCUUAUCGUAUCCGCAACCAGACUGGGUUUGAUUUGAAUGUCUGGGCUCAAACAGAGCACAACCAGGAAGGCGCUGCCGAGAAGCUGAGUGACGGAGAAGAAGCUCCUUGGCGCUUCGAAGACCCCAGCACCACCAGAGAAACUCUUUCUCCAGAAGGUGCUACUGGUGUUGUUGGCAUCAAGCUCGAAGGCAGUGGGUUCGAUAGUAUCGAGCGUAUCCCGGUCAGCCGUGAGGGCGAGACACUCUACAAUCUCAAGCCACGCAAAGACAAGAUUCAACAUCGCAUUCUGGUAGAAGUGAAGCUUGGAGCAGACAACGUCAAGUACAUCACGUUCCGCUCACCCUUGUUGGUAGAGAACAACACACAAAUCCCGAUUGAAGUCGGCGUGUAUAGUCCAGACGAAGGUCACUUGCUCAAGAUUGAGAAGGUUGCCCCUGGCGAUGCAAGAUCGGCACCUGUGGGUGCUGCCUUUAUGCAUUCCUUGGUCAUUCGUCCUGAUCAAGGAUUCGGCUACACUUGGUCAAAUGAGCGCCUGUUCUGGAAGGACUUGCUGAAGCGUCCUACACACACAAUCACAUGUCAGGGAGAGCAGCAAGAUUCAUCCCCGCCAUUCUACUUCCAGAUGCAAGCCGUGUACGACAAGAACAAUCCCAUCUCUGCCACAUACCCAUACAUGCGCAUUCGUUUGUCUGCUCCUGUCGAGAUUCAAAACUUGUUGCCAUUUGAUUUCAAGUACCGUAUCUACGACAAAAACACAAAGAAGGACUGGACAAACUUCUUGCGCAAGGGAGGCGUCAGUCCUGUGCACGUUGUCGAGCUUUCUCAUCUGCUGUUGAUGAGCGUUGAUAUGCAAGACACCCCAUUCAAGCAGAGCGAGUUCGCAAUCAUCAAUUCCACUGGUCGGGAUGACUUCCGCCGCGAGAAGACGCUCGUCGUGAAGGAUAAUCAAGACCUUACUCUGAGACUCAAAUUGCACUACUACAACGUUCCUGAUAGCGGAGGUGCUUUCAAAAUCACCAUCUACAGUCCUUACGUGGUCUUGAACAGAACAGGUCUAGGACUUGACAUUCGCAGCAAGACCUACUUUGGUGCUGCCAAAUCUGCUGCUGGGCAAACUACGUUUAGCAAUUCAGACGAAGCAAGAAAGGCAGUUCCAUUUAUGUUCUCUUACCCUACGGAUGACCAGAAGAACAGAGCGCUCAUCAAGGUUGAUGGUUCAACCUGGAGCAAGCCAGUCAGUUUCGAGGCCAUUGGUUCAACCACGGACGUCACUGUCGCUGCAGAGUCUGGUCGCUCAGAAAUGCAUGUUGGCCUGACUGUCGAAGAAGGUGAAGGCAAGUACAAGCUUACUAAGGUGAUCACUAUUGCCCCUCGAUUCGUGGUUCGCAACAAGCUUGGAGAGGAUCUCAACAUCAGAGAGCCCGGUUCUUCCGAUGUGACAACCUUGAAGCCACAAGAUCUCCACCCGUUGCGUUUCUUGAGACAAUCAGGCGGACAACAGUUGUGUCUUUGCUUCCCUGGUGUCAAUAACAACUGGUCGUCUCCCUUCAACAUUGCCAAUGUUGGUAGCGUACAUGUCAAACUCGCCAAGGCUGGUGAGAGACAAAAGCUCAUCAGAGUGGAGAUUUUGAUGGAGGACGCCACAAUUUUCCUCCACAUCAGUCACGAGACAAAGCAUUGGCCCUUUUCUAUUCGCAACGAGAGUGAUGUUGAGUUCAUCUUUUGGCAAGCCAACCCCAAUGUUGACGAAGACGAGGAUGAACGUACUUCAGGUUGGAAGCCUAUCAGAUACAGGCUGCCACCUAGAAGUAUCAUGCCAUACGCUUGGGAUUACCCAGCUACCAAGAACAAGAAUCUUGUACUCAGUGCUAAGGGCAAAGAGAGACAUGUUAAGCUUGCAGAGAUUGGUAAUCUCAUCCCAAUGAGACUACCUGCAGCUGAAGGUACCAACCGUCAGAAGAUCAUUGAUCUCAAUGUUGCCGCCGAUGGCCCUACUCAGACACUCGUCUUGUCCAAUUACAAGCCAUCAAAGAGUUUGUACAAGCAAAAGGCUGGUUCUGCCUCUCAGUCGACUUCGACCGGCUUCGAGGUCAAGGACUUGGACGACCACGUCACGUUGAGUGCACAAAUCAGAUUUGCUGGACUUGGCAUUUCUCUCAUCAACCGUCAACUCAAAGAACUUGUCUACGUCACACUGCGCGACAUUGACUUGUCCUACAAGGACUCUCCCUUGUACCAGACAGUGUCUUCCACCAUCAAGUGGAUUCAAGUCGACAAUCAACUCUAUGGCGGCAUCUUCCCACUGAUUUUCUACCCCAGCGUGGUUCCCAAGACUGGGAAGGAGAUGGAAGCUCACCCCAUUUUCAAGGCCGCAAUCACACGUGUUAAGGAUGAUUCGUAUGGUGUGCUUUACAUCAAGUACUUCACAUUCUUGAUGCAGCAAAUGACUAUAGAGAUUGAUGAGGAUUUCAUCUUCGCCAUGCUCGACUUCACAAAGAUUCCAGGUGCUUCAUGGUCCGAAGAAAAGGAGGGUCAACUUUGUGACGAAAACCUCGACAUUCCCGAACCCAAGCAAGAAGAGGGAGGUCAAGACAUUUACUUCGAGUUGUUGCAUCUACAGCCCAUGCAGUUCGAUCUGUCCUUUGUCCGAACCGAGCGCAUCAACGCCGAGGAUACUGGCAGUUCCUCAUCCAACCCCUUCAUGUUUGCAGUCAAUGUUCUCACCAUGUCCAUUGGCAACGUCAACGAUGCACCUAUUCGUUACAAUGCUCUUAUGCUGGAGAAUGCUAGAGUGUCUGUUGGUGCUUUGGUCGCUGCGAUUAAGAGUCACUACGUCCAAGAAUCUCUUCGUCAAGUCCACAUCGUGCUCGGUUCUGCAGACUUCUUGGGCAACCCCGUUGGUCUAUUCAACAACAUCAGUUCUGGUGUUGCAGACAUCUUUUACGAACCAUACCAGGGUCUUGUCAUGACUGACAGACCCCAGGACCUUGGUAUUGGCAUUGCCAAGGGUGCUAGCAGCUUCGUCAAGAAGAGUGUCUUUGGCUUCUCAGACAGUAUGGCCAAGUUCACCGGCAGCAUCAGCAAGGGUCUUGCAGCCGCCUCGAUGGAUAAAGAAUUCCAAGACCAGCGUCGCAUGUCUCGUUCUCGCAAUAGACCAAAGCAUGCCUUGUAUGGUAUCACUUCCGGAGGUAACGCCUUUGCAAACAGUAUGGCAAGUGGAAUUGGCGGCCUUGCUAGACACCCGUUGCAAGGUGCGGAAAAGGAAGGUGCUCUUGGAUUCGUCAAGGGUGUAGGAAAAGGCUUCCUUGGUCUAGCCACCAAGCCUGCCAUUGGAGCCUUCGAUUUGGCUUCUAACAUGGCCGAAGGCGUUCGCAACACGACAACCGUCUUUGAUCAAGAAGGUCUGGAUCGCGUGCGUUUGACGCGUUUUAUUGGACAGGACGGCAUUGUCCGACCUUACAGCCAGCGUGAAGCCUUGGGUCAAUUCUGGCUCAAGACUCUGGACAACGGCAAGUACUUCCACGAAGACUACAUUGCACACAUGGAGCUAUCUUCCGGAAGUGGGUCGCAAUCCACCCAAACUCGCACCAAGAGCACGAGCGCCGAAAGCCCUCGUAUGGUCAUGCUGACCUACAACGGAAUCAUGUUGGUGCAGACAAAGAAGCUCGUUACCGAGUGGGACGUCCCCCUCAAGGAUAUUCAAACCAUCACCAAGGAGCGUACAGGUAUGAGCAUCGUGCUCAAGGGAGGAAACAAUGGACCAUUUGUUCCAGUCGCAGAUGAACAGAGUCGCAACUGGCUGUAUCGUCAAGUUGCGAUUGCUGUCAAUGCGUACAACGACAAAUAUAAUGCCAAGGGUUGAGAGAAGGAAGUCACGUAAUGAAUAGGUUAUCUUAGUCUUUCGCAUUGAACAUUGAGCAAUUUGUUUUUCCCGACUGUUUAUACAGCAUAGCGUUGAUAGCAAUCCAGUGAUGUCCUGUUACCUGUUUCGUUGUUUACCUUGUGUAUCGAGGUGUUGCUGAAUAUUCGUCUCCAGAUGCAGUGG
Messenger RNA from Aureobasidium pullulans EXF-150, 10117 nucleotides. RefSeq names its product vacuolar protein sorting-associated protein 13. The coding region runs from base 311 to 9934 and encodes 3207 amino acids. Gene Ontology annotation, biological process: late endosome to vacuole transport; protein retention in Golgi apparatus; protein targeting to vacuole. NCBI's taxonomy places the organism in Eukaryota, Fungi, Ascomycota, Dothideomycetes, Dothideales, Saccotheciaceae. The record is from RefSeq and is a predicted model, not a curated record. The transcript has a single exon. Gene Ontology annotation, cellular component: extrinsic component of membrane.